CCUGUCCGAGGAGUUAUAACCCGCAGCCGGCCGUCUGGCCUCAGCUCAUCACCAAGCUCAGCUAGCUACUACCUGCCUGUGCAUAUCAUAUAUACCACGCCAGGAGGAAGAAACAAGGCAACGCCAUAUAUCCCCCACAUAUCCCCUCUCUCUUCCUCCGGUCCCGCGGCAGCCACCGUCGACCAACGGACUCACGUUCCCAGCGCCGUCUCCGCCCGCACGGCCGUGACCAUCAGAUCUCCCUGAUCUCUAUCCGCUCCGGGAAUUGAAGUCCGCCGACAUGGCCAAGCAGCAGCAGAAGAACGGGGCGCACGUCCCCAAGUUCGGCAACUGGGACAACGACGGCAACGUGCCCUACACGCUCUACUUCGACAACGCCCGCAAGGGCAAGGCCCCCGGCGCCAAGCCCAUGAACCCCAACGACCCCCUCGAGAACCCGGACGCCUUCUCCUCAUCCUACGCCGCCGCCGAGGCCGCCGCUCCUCCUCCUCCCCAGCCUCCCGCUCCUGCCGCCCACCACGAGCGCCGCCCCAGCAGCGAGGUUCCGGCCCCGGCGCCGCCGCUGUACCCCGGGUCGCCGUUCCACCGCGGCGAGCCGCCGAGAAGAGUCAGCGGCGGAGGCGGGCGGACCAGCGGCGGCGGCGGCGGCGGAGCCUACAGCGUGGAGCAGUCGCCGUCGCGGUCGCCGCUGCACCCGUACUCGAGGGCCGCCGACUACUCGGAGGCCAGCGGGUUCGGCCUCGUCGCCAACUCCGUCGACCGCCCCCGUCCCAGGCGCGGCAAUGAAACACCGACGCGGGGGUCGGCGGUGCCCAAGUUCGGCGACUGGGACUCGAACCCGGCGUCGGCGGACGGCUACACGCACAUCUUCAACAAGGUCAGGGAGGAGAAGCAGACGCAGGCCAAGACGCCCGGCUUCGGCAAGGACGGCGCCGCCGCCCGCGGCCCCGGCCAGCACGACGACGGCUACGUCUCCUCGAGCCGCUGGUGCUUUGGGUGGUGCAAAUAGGAACGGACGACAGACGGUUCGAUCGACGGUGGAGGAAGAAGUGACGGACGGACGCGAUCAUCUCUGGGAGUGUAGAUUUGGGUACAAAAUUGAAAGAGGCGUUUUGGAACUGUUCAUUCAUCUACUAGCUUCGGCUACUGUUCAUCAUUCAUCUGCGUACUGCUACUCCCGUUUUUCCCGGGACAUUGUUUGGCAUUGGGCAUUGGAUCUAUUGAAUUUUGUGUGAUGGCUUCGAUCUCAUCUUGAGGUGGAAUAUAUGUAGGUCAUGGUUUCGUUUUGUAACGCUAGAUUGAAUGUUGCAUUUUCAUGUCUUGUAAUGUUAGGAUCACGCGUAUGGCAGGUCAAAACUUCAAGGUGAACAUAAUAUGGUGUUAUUAGUUAUUUGCGCCCCUUGGCAGCAUGAACAUGAAUUUUGUUGAAAUGUGAAAUUUGGCACAUUCUUCUA
This is a messenger RNA of Brachypodium distachyon (stiff brome), 1454 nucleotides long. Its product is annotated as RPM1-interacting protein 4. Bases 281 to 1009 code for a protein of 242 amino acids. The transcript has 4 exons. Lineage: Eukaryota; Viridiplantae; Streptophyta; Magnoliopsida; Poales; Poaceae. The record is from RefSeq and is a predicted model, not a curated record.